Messenger RNA from Adineta steineri, 2097 nucleotides. The record is from the annotation of a GenBank genome assembly. NCBI's taxonomy places the organism in Eukaryota, Metazoa, Rotifera, Eurotatoria, Adinetida, Adinetidae.
AUGCACCUGCAUUGUUUCGUUGUACUUGUUCUUUGUUGGUAUUGGCCUGAGCUGACGUCAUCAACAUUGACCCCUAAUUUCUUUUGCUCGACUUUGGGUGAGCCAGAAGUUCUCUUAUCUAAUGGUCCGAUUCUUUCAUCAAACUUCUCCUAUCCGGUGACAAUUGCCGCGGAUGUUUUUUUCCAGACGCCAUUCCAACUUUCCUCUACCGUUCAGGUUACUGCUCUUGUUAUGUUUGCUCGACAGAAUAAUGUCUCUCUUACUGUCAGAGCCGCUCUCUAUAACGCUGCAUCGGCGCUGAUCGCACAGACGGCAACGAUUACCGUCUCUGCAGGCGAGUUGUCGGAUGUGCAAAUUAAUCCAUGGACUUUAUCGUUCGACGAACCAGUCAAUCUUACAGCCGGUGUUAGCUAUAGUGUCGCCUAUUGGUAUGCCGGUUUUAGUAAUGAUGGUGCUGGUUAUGUCGCGCUAUUCGCUACGAGUCCCACCAAUACAACAUGGCUUAUUCCAGCUGAAAACUUUACUACUGUGAAUGGAUCAUUUCCUAGUCUUUUAGCCGCACCAUAUACUUUUGGUGCUGGUACUGCCGCUCCAUUCAUUCAGUUAAUAGGAUCACCAUGCACUAACACAGUUUCUGCCAGUAAUAUUCAUCUCAACGAGACGAUACUCUCCAUAUUACAAAGAAUCCAAAAUAAAUAUAGCGCCAUACCGGCCAUUGGUGCUUCGAUCAUUCAAAUGACUACCUUGCAAUCUUACACAGGGGCACAGUCACCACCACAUGUGAUCUGCCCAUUUAUUCCUGUGUCAACCGUGGUCGCCGGUGUUCGUCGGACUGAUGCAGUAACUCCAGAGGUAGUAACAGUCGGUGAUAAAUGGCAUCUCGGAUCGGACACCAAAUCAAUGACAGCCAUUCUUAUUCAAAUGUUGAUUCAAGCAAACAAAUUAAACCUUACUACUACUGUCGGUAACGUUUUCCCUUAUUUACCAAUGUCCCCAACUUCAACACCACCGUCAACUUCAUGUACAUGCGCCAAUUUCUCUAAUGUCGAUGGUUAUUUCGCCAAGUCUCCCUAUUCUUGUGGUUUAACGAUUCAUACCUCAUGGAAAUAUGUGACCGUUGCUCAUCUAUUGACUCAUGCCUCUGGCAUUGAAGCGCUUGAAACAGCGUUCCUUCCUGAACAUUACGCUGAAGAAUCAGCAUUGGAAAGAAAUGGUAGUAAGGAAUCCUGUAGUAACUAUUAUUUACCUUCACGUCGUUAUCAUUUAAGUCUUCUAUUAUCGAUGACCAUUCCCAGUCCACCACCGUCGAUUAAUGUUCCUGUAGCUUCGUCUUAUUCAAACAAUAAUUUUAUUUUAUUAGGAUUAAUCUUAGAAGAAAUUUGGUCUUUACCAUGGGAAUCGAUCAUUCAACAACAAUUAUUUGAUCCUUUAGGAAUGAUCACCGCAGGAUUCGGCUCACCUACUGAACAGGUACCAUUGAAUUCUUUCGCAACUCAACCAUUUGGUGAUUACGAGGAUGCAGCUGGUAUAUUACACAGUACUGAUGCCGAUAAUUUUAAAGCUUGGGGACCUGCAGGUACGGUCCAUGCAAGCCUGAAUGAUUGGGCUAAAUUCAUUGCUUGUCAUUUACAAGAAGGACGUGACCUAAUGCCAUUCGGCUUUGCUCCUAUAAACAGCAGUUUCCUUAAUUCAACGACCUCACCUUAUUUACUCUCACCUUAUAUGUGGCAAAACAUUCAUACCCAGUAUGUUUUUCCUUUAUCUUCUACUCCUAAUUCUCAAGACUCACUAUCUGGAAUGAUUAGUAACAGAGACAAUCUUGGUCUAUCACUCUGGCACACUGGUAGCAAUACUCUUUGGUAUGCUUAUGUUGUAGUUUAUCCUCGAUUGAUUCAGCCGAUGGCACUUUUAAUCACAACGAAUGUCGCUAACGACGAUGCGGUUUGGGAAACUAAGGCAGCUAUUAUCAAUAUUUAUCUCGCUUGGCAAGAACAAGGACAACCUCCUGAAAUUGUUACUUCAACCGCGGCGUCAUAUACAAUAAUUAGUUUCGAACCCAUUCUCGUGUUAAUCGGUAUUCACUUAAUCCGCCGCUAG